UCCAACCGAGUUGACGAACCAAGUUGACGUGAUAUAUGAAUAUGAAAAUCUCUUUUUCUUUGCCUCUAAGUUUUUUAUUUUGUGAUCAUUGCUUUCUAUUUUAGAGAGAGAAAGAGCGAGCAGUAUGAUUUCCAGCCAAGUUGACGACUCAUCAAGCUCAUGAAAAGUCGCAGUGGAAUUCUGUUCAUCUGGUUUCAGAAAAUUUGCAAGCCGGGAAUCUUAAGCUGAAUUUUGCAAGCUUAAUUAUCUGGAAUUUCAUAAGGUACUAGUUCUAAAUUUUUUUACCAGAUCUGGUCAUCGCAAUGCAAUUCUGUGAUCACUCUCCAAAAUCUCCAAGCCCAAACUGAAAGUGUAACUUCAUCCAUCACGAACUGACCGCUGAAGCUCAAGAAUUCUGUUCAUCUCGCUAGCGCUCUUGGAGAUUUGCAAGCCCAGAAUCAUCAACUCAAUUAUACUGUGGAAGCUUAAUUAUCUGUCCCCACUUCCAAGCUCCAACUUGGUUGACGACUUAUCAGUUUGGUCAUCGCAGUGCAAUUCUGUUCUUCUAACUCUUGAAAAUCUUCAAGCCAAGACUGAAAGUGCAAAAUUCAUCACAUUGUUCUUUUCACAUCUAGAUGCUAUCUUCAUGAAAGAUGAAGUUGCUAUUAAUAUCAAAUGGCAGAGGUGGGAGUGUCGGUAGCAGCAAAACUUGCUGAGUAUUUGUUGGAUCCAACUUUACAGCGACUCCAAUAUUUGUUCUGUGUCGGCAAAAUCACCAGAAAUGUUGAGAUCAGAAAGGAGGAACUGAUACUGAAGCAAGGGAGGGUGCAAAAAGAUGUUCAAGAGGCCAUCAACAGGACCGAAAGGAUAUAUGACGAGGUUAACAUGUGGAAGAAUGACGUGAAGACUCUCAUAGCAGAGGUGGAGAAACUGGAGGAAGAACUAAGGGCCAACAAUGGCUGCCUUCGAGGGUGGUGUCCUACUUGGAGGAGAUAUUGUCUCUGCAAAGAGUUGGCUAAGACAGCACAGAGGAUAAUUGAUCUGAAUACAAAGUGCGGUUGCUUCAAUCAAGUUUCCCAUCCUGUUAUUGCCCCAAAUAUAGAAUUUCACUCUUCUCAAAACUUUAAGUUCUUCAACUCUACACAAAUGGCCUUUGAUCAGCUGUGGGAGGCAUUACGUGAUGACGGUAUCUCCAUGAUUGGGAUAUGGGGCAUGGGAGGGUCAGGGAAAACCUCCUUGAUGAGAGUAGUGGAAAAGAAAGCCGAGGAGUCACAGCUUUUUAAUCAAGUUGUGCUCACUACAAUUUCUCAAAGCCCAGAUAUAAGAAAAAUUCAAGGCGAAAUUGCUGAUGCUUUGGGGCUCGAAUUGAAGGAAGAAUCUGAAACGGGAAGGGCAAAAAGAAUAGCACUACGAUUACAUAGUGGAAAACGAAUUUUGGUAAUAAUGGAUGAUGUAUGGGCUAUGUUGAAUCUUGAGGACAUAGGGAUUUCCAUGGGGGGAAACCAUCAAAGAAGUUUCAAAGUUGUCCUAACCACACGCAGUCUUGAUGUAUGUAUCUUAAUGGAGUGCCAAAAGAGGAUUCGACUUGAUUUAUUAAAAGAAGAUGAAGCUUGGACUUUAUUUCAAGCGCAUGCUAAUGUCAAAGAUGCUACUAAAGGAGAUAUGGCGCGACAAAUUGCUAUGGAAUGUAAGGGCCUACCCAUUGCUAUUGUAGCUGUGGGAACUUGCUUGAAAGAAAAAGGAGUCGAUGAGAUGAAGGUAAUGUUGUAUCAGCUAAGGAAUAAGAAAGCAACCAAUGUGAAUAAAGGAGUAAGGGAUGCUUUUACUUGUCUUAAACUAAGCUAUGAUAAUUUGGCAACCCGAGAAGCCAAGUUGUUGUUGUUAAUGUGUGCUAUGUUUCCUGAAGAUCAUAAUAUUGGUGUUGAAGACCUUUUUAGAUAUGGAGUGGCUUUAGGCCUAUGUGAUGAUGUAGACUCAUUUGAAAUAGCAAGGAGCCAAGUUAGAGCAAUUAUAAAUUAUCUCAUUAACUCCUCAUUGUUGAUGCGUUCUUCAAAAUUCAACACAAAGUCACAAGAAUAUGUGACCAUGCAUGAUAUGGUUCGUGAUUUUGCAUUGUGGAAAGCAUCUGAAGAGGAUCGUACCAUUAUGAUAACUUGUACAAAAGAAUUGAAUGAAUUGAUGGCUGAUGAAGCCAUAAAAAAUUGCUAUGCCAUAUGUUCUUGGUAUGUCAACAACAAAUUUUCUUUUCAAUUGGAUGUUUCAAAAGUUGAGUUUCUAUUGUUAUGUUCAAGAGAACCCUUGGAUAUAUCACAUGCAUCAUUUGAAGGCACUAAAGGACUCAAGGCAUUGAUUAUUACGUCCUCCAUUUUUUUGCCCAAGAUUGAACUAUUAGGACCUCAAUCAAUCCAACACUUGUCUAAUCUUCGAACUUUGCGAUUGCAAGGUUGGUAUUUACAUGACAUCUCUUUUGUGGUAAGCCUUACAAGACUUGAAAUUCUUGACUUGCAACGAAGUACGUUUGAAAGAAUGCCAAAUGGAAUUGAAAAUUUAAACAAGCUGAAGUUGUUAGAUUUGUCAGAUUGUAACAUACGUAAGUGUUGUUACAAAGUAAUAGGAAGGUACUCACAGUUAGAAGAGUUGUAUGUUUCCGGGCAUUUUUCACAGUCAAAAAAUGCAAAUUGCUAUGAAUACUUUGUGGCCGCCACUGCUUUGAUGAAAUGGAGAAGGUAUAUGCUAGAAAUUGGGAGGCAUGAAACACGCUUGAUAUCUCCUAAUGAAAGGACAAGAUAUUUACGCUUGGGUCAGUUAAACAUCUCCAUGCUAGGUGCAGGAAUCAAGGAUCUUGCACAAAGAGCAACUGAAAUUGAAUUUUAUGAGCUUAAGGGAGGCAGCAGAAGUUUCAUGCCUAAUGUUGUUCAAGCUAUUGAAGGUAUGAAUGAGUUAUCUAAACUCUAUCUUAGAAGAUGUUCAGAGAUGGAGUGCAUUAAUGACAAAAUUAAUGCUCAAGAAGAUGUGAUUGCCCCAACAUUGGAUGAGUUAGUGCUAAGAGAUAUGAAUAAUCUUCAACAACUACAUCGUGGUCCUUCUUCUUUUAGCUUGUUUCAAAAGCUGGAAACAUUAAGUAUAUCCAACUGCCCUCAGUUGCUCCUCAUAUUCCCUGCUGGUUGCAACUUCAGCAAUCUUAAGUCUGUCAGUAUUUCUAAUUGUCCGAGGUUGACGUCUCUCUUCAUUGUCUCUGUUGCGUGCACUCUGUUGUCCUUACAAGAGCUCCGAAUAAAAAGUUGCAGUGAACUAAAGCAUGUAAUAAAAGAAGAGGGUGUUGGCAAUGCAUGGGAGAAUUUGAGAUUCCCAAAAUUGAAAAUUUUGUUUGUUGAUAAUUGCUGCAAAUUAGAAUCUGUAUGGUCAGUCUUUUUAGCUCAAAGGUUUGUACAAUUGCAGCGUCUAUCCAUAACAAAUGCUCCUCAGAUGAAAUUUGUGUUCGGUGAAAAUGUUGAUGAAGAACAGCCAUUGUGUGAUCAAGAUGAGGCUCAAAUAGCUCUUUCUCUUUUGGAUUACCUCACACUAACAAAUCUUCCAAACCUUGUCAGAAUUUGCCCGGAGAGUUAUCAUCUAAGGUGCCCAUCUAUAAAAACAAUAGAAUGGAAGGAUUGUCCAAAUCUGGAAUUGCAGGAACUUAAAGGCCAUCAAUUGAGGAAUGAAGAAUGCAAGUCAGUGGCAGAUAUAGGACGUACUGAACUUCGUAACCGUGGAGUACAAUCUAUUUUCCUUUAUAAGACUGGGGUUGGAGAACGAAGGACAACAUUUAAAUACCUUCAAGAAUUAACUUUAAGAAAUUGUAAAAGACUGAAAUUUGUCUUUUCUGCUCAUAUUUGUCAAAGUCUUCCUGAGUUAACUUCUGUCACCAUAUCUUGUUGUGAGGAGUUGGAGGCAAUUUUUCUGGGGAAUGAAGAGACUCAUAAGAAUCUGCCCAUAGCUGAAUCUGAUCUGCUAAAGUUGAAGAGUCUGGAGAUCUCUAAGUGCAACAAGCUUAAAUUCAUUUUCAUGAUCAGUGCUGCUAUCUCAAUACUUCCUCAGCUAAGCACUCUAACCAUAUCAGAUUCUUCUCAAAUUGAAGAAAUUUUCAAGUGCUCAGACAUUGAAAAUCAUGACAUUGACAGUGAAAAGGAGAUUACAUUCCCAAACAUGAAACGUAUGGAACUCGAUAACUUGCCACGACUUGUUAAUGUCUGUCAAGGGUUUAAGCUGCAUACACGGGAGAUUUUCAAGGUUCAGGUUCAUCACUGCCUAAAUUUCUUGCCAAUUAUAAGUGCAACUAUUCAUUGGACUGAAGAGGGACUUGUAAGGGAGUAUGUGUUGAAAUACAACCAGUUAAAUAAUAAUAAGGCUCUCAACCUUCCGCUUUCUGUUCUGAAUGCUGGAGAGCUUGAUAUUCGAAGUCCUGGAGUUGAACACAAUUGGCGAGUGAUUGGUGAUGAUGAGGAACAAGAAACCAACAACUCAGGAAUGUUGAGAUCAGAACAACAAAUGCUGGGAGGUCUUGUUCCCACCCAGGUUUUGAGCUUUCAACAUCUUCAUUCCUUAGAAGUAACUCACAAUAAAAGGUUGAAGUUUUUGUUCUCAAGCAGCACACUUGUCCACACCAGCCUUCCCAAAUUGGCUUCCUUAAUCUUAUCUGAUUGUGAAGAACUGGAGGAAAUAAUUGCAGAAAAUGAGGAACAUCAUAUCAUGUCCAGUGCUGAAGUUCACUUCCCAAAACUUGGGGAGUUGAAGGUUGAGAGGUGCAACAAGCUCAAAAGACUCUUCUCUACGUCCACGAGUAUUAUUCUUCCACAACUAUACUCUUUGUCAAUAGCUGAGGCUAAUCAACUGGAGGUGAUUUUUAGACAUAGCAGUGAAGGUGAUGCGAACUACAGUGAGGCAAUUGUGCUUUGCAGCUUGAGGACGAUAGAGCUAACAAAUUUGUCAAAUUUGAAAAGUGUUUGUCAAGGAUUGCAGAUUCAGGUGAAGCUGAGCAGCAUCAGCAUAUGGAACUGCCCAAAAUUUGUGGAUUCAACCUUGGGAAGGGCUCUUCAACAAUUGGGAACAGUAUCGGUUUCAAGGGAAGAUUCAAAUAUUCAAACUUCAUCAAAUGGAGAAAAAGAAUUGGUAGUAAAUGAAGAAAAAGGGACGGUUGUGAUCUCAGGAGCGGAGUACUUGUAUUUGAAGGAUUCAAUGAAUCUCAUAUCUGUAUGGGAGGGUCCCGGUUUCAUGGUCUUCCAAAAUCUUAAGAGUUUAUUUGUGAAUAAAUGUACAAAAUUGAAGUGUAUGUUCCCAAGCACUGUGAUCAGAAGCCUACCGUGUUUGUGGUCUCUAAGCAUUGAAGAAUGUGAAGAGAUGGAGGACAUGAUGUCAUCAGAAGAAGAGCAUCACUACUUUCCAAAUACAUCCUCCUCUCCUUCCUUCUGCUUCCCACAACUUCAAUAUCUUGAAGUCAGGAGAUGCAGAAAGUUGAAAUGGCUCUUCCCCUCUCUGCCCUCUACUCUCCAUCUUCCACAGUUGGAUUGUUUGUGGAUUGAUAAGUGCUCUGAACUAAAGGGACUUUUUAAUUGCGAGCUCGAAAUUCAAGAGAAGGGGUUUUACAACAACAUAUUUCCAAACCUGACAUAUCCAUUUAUCAGUGAUUGCCCCAUCUUCUCCAAAACCAUACUCGCGGCUCUUCAAAGUCACGCAGCGAAAAUACGAAGUCAUCAUGAUCGUCGUGUCGAUGAUGAUGGUGACGGUGACAGUGAUGGCAUAUAAUUUGUACAGUUUGCUUCAUUUGAAUGAUGGCGGCAUGCGAUCAACAUUGCAGAAGGCAUUCAUUUGUCUCAUUUUUAUUUAAAUACUUGGAUUUGUUGUCUACAUAAAAAAAAACCUACUUGCUCAAGUUUCAAUUAACACUUUUGCCAAUAGAUGAAUGAUCAUUCAUUCACUUUCAGUACUAGUACUUUUUAUAAAAUAUUAAUAUGUUGCGUAUAAAAA
Messenger RNA from Neltuma alba, 5979 nucleotides. RefSeq lists its product as uncharacterized. The record is from RefSeq and is a predicted model, not a curated record. Gene Ontology annotation, molecular function: ADP binding. The transcript has 10 exons. The coding region runs from base 655 to 5757 and encodes 1700 amino acids. Lineage: Eukaryota; Viridiplantae; Streptophyta; Magnoliopsida; Fabales; Fabaceae.